Molecule: messenger RNA, 369 nt
Organism: Paraphaeosphaeria sporulosa
Lineage: Eukaryota; Fungi; Ascomycota; Dothideomycetes; Pleosporales; Didymosphaeriaceae
Exons: 1
Coding region: 1-369 (122 amino acids)
Source: RefSeq, a predicted model, not a curated record
AUGAGAGCCAGAAAAAAAAAUUCUGAUAGACAAGUUGCGAAAGAUUAUGGUGUUGUGGUUUCUACACUGACGCGUCGGCACCAAGGCAUCACACAGGCAGGUGCAGCUGCCAACUCUACGCGUCGAAGUCUCAGCCAACAACAAGAAGUAGAGCUUCUACAAUAUAUCAAACAGCUUACCAAACGUGGCCUUCCUCCUACACGGCAGAUGUUACAGAGCUUUGCCUCAAAUAUAGCCAAAAAGCAAGUCUCAAUGUCCUGGGUUGAUCGCUUUAGACGGCGGAACAAGGAAUCCUUGAUAUCUCAAUGGACGGCCGGCAUCGAUAACAAUCGCCAUGAAGCUGAUUCCUUAGCCAAAUAUAAGCUCUAA